Meloidogyne enterolobii is the source of this 871-nucleotide messenger RNA. NCBI's taxonomy places the organism in Eukaryota, Metazoa, Nematoda, Chromadorea, Rhabditida, Meloidogynidae. The record is from the annotation of a GenBank genome assembly.
UUUAAUCUCUUCAGAUCGUUUGAAGCAGAUGUUCCUUAAUAUAGCAGUCAGCAGGCAAGAACAAGUGACCCAAAUGCAUAAACAAGUGACAAGUUUGGAGGAAAGAAUAACGUUACUGCAGACACAAUCUCUGGCGAGUUCUCGUUCAUCUACUCCGAGUACCAAUUCGAGGCCGACAACACCAUUUGAAGAAGAUUACAUUAAUAAUGCUGGCUGGGUUAUGGAAUUUCUGUUUUUCAUCGAAGAAGGCUUCAACUCUUGCGUAGUUGCACUGACUCCACAUUACCUGGUUACUUUCAGGCAUGGUACUCAUAAGCAAUACGUGAAUGGUACAACUGUUGUCCGAAUUGUUUCAGCAAAGACUGGUGCACAAUACGAAGCUACUGUUGUUCACAUUUGCGAAGAAGAAGAUUAUGUUAUUUUGAAGAGUCGUGAAAAAGUUGUAGAUCGAGAUUGUCCUUUGCAACAAUGCGAAGUGAUGAGGAAAUUCGUUGUUUGUGGUUUUGCAAACGGCCUUCCAGAAGUGACGUUUAGACGUGGAAUUGUGUACAGCAAUUAUCCCUACAUAUAUGAAAACAAGGGCAAACGUUUUGGCCCAUUUGUUUAUGGCACUGCCAGAACUUCUCCAGGGGAUUCUGGCGCCGCCUGCUUUGGAACAUGUGGGUUAAUGGCAAUCAACCUCGGUAUUACAUGCAUGCCCUUAAAAUAUCACGAUGUAGCAACCUCCGAGGCAGCAAUCUUUUCACCAAAUAAUUAUAUGUUGCCUGCAGUAAGACUUCUCGAAGUAGUGGCGAAAUUGGAACCGAAGAAACCUCCCAAGAGCCCAGAUCGUGUAAUCAAGAUUGACGGAUACGGCAAAUUCGGAUUUUAG